Messenger RNA from Zingiber officinale, 1586 nucleotides. RefSeq names its product TBC1 domain family member 2A-like. Lineage: Eukaryota; Viridiplantae; Streptophyta; Magnoliopsida; Zingiberales; Zingiberaceae. Bases 1 to 1512 code for a protein of 503 amino acids. The record is from RefSeq and is a predicted model, not a curated record. The transcript is spliced from 8 exons.
AUGGGCAAGAAGGGCCAUUCUCGUACUUUCGCUCCUGUUGUUGACCUGACGUGGACCGGGAAUCCAAAUUUAGAUUUCACCCGACAAGAUCUCCUAGCUGCCCAGGUCAUCAAUAUGGGCGUGCGGUCGUAUCAAUCGCCGGCAUUUGAACUCCAACCGCAUAAUUUCCCUCCUCCUGCAUUGGAACAUCCACCUUCAAAAUCCAAGCUUUUGCCGAUCUCACAGCUCGCAAAAAAGGUUGCCGUAAAUUCGAGCAGAGUCUUGCUGUUCCCGCCGCAAAAAUGUGAUCUUUCGUCCGAUUUCGCAGGCAUUCGCUACUCGACGCAGCCUGGGAAACCCUACUGGAUAACCUCGAUCGCUCACGCUCACGGCGACGCCAUCUCGAUCACCUCCUCGAUCCCCAAGGCCAGCUUCCCGGUGAAGUUCGAGGACCUGUACGGCUUCACGGCGGAGGGCAACAUCGACGACGCCAACGUGCUGAACGAGGUGAGGGAGAGGGUGCGGCGGCAGGACCGGAUCUGGUGGGAGCUGGAGGCGAGCAAAGGGGUGAACUGGUACCUGUUCCAGCCCCAGAUCUCGUGGAGCGCCGACGGCAUUAGGGUUUCUUCGCUGGGGCUCUCCAAGCUCGCCAACGCCAUCACCCUGAACAGGCUCAUCAGGAAGGGGAUACCGCCAGGGCUGCGUCCCAACUUGUGGCUUUGGGUCUCCGGCGCCGCCAAGAAGCGCUCCACCGUGCCGGAGAGCUACUACGAUGACCUGAUCAGGGCGACGCAGGGGAAGGUCACACCGGCCACACGACAAAUCGAUCACGAUCUUCCAAGAACAUUUCCUAAUCAUCCAUGGCUGGACAGCCUCGAAGGUCAGGCAUCUCUUCGCCGGGUUCUUGUCGGGUACUCUUUCAGAGAUUCGGAUGUUGGUUAUUGCCAGGGUCUGAAUUAUGUGGCUGCCCUGCUGCUUCUAGUGAUGAACACUGAGGAGGAUGCCUUUUGGAUGCUCGCUGUCCUCCUCGAAAAUGUCCUUGUUCGCGACUGCUACACCGGCAACCUUUCGGGCUGCCAUGUCGAGCAACGGGUUUUCAGAGAUCUUCUAGCAAAGAAAUGCCCUAGGAUUUCUGUUCAUUUGAAUGCUAUCGGGUUCGAUGUCUCGCUUGUGGCCACUGAGUGGUUCCUAUGCCUCUUCGCGAAGAGAUUACCUUCGGAGACGACUUUGCGGGUAUGGGAUGUUCUAUUCAAGGAGGGUGCCAAGGUUCUUUUCCAUGUCGCAUUGGCUAUCUUUAAGAUGAACGAAGAAGAAAUAUUAAAUGCAAACCAAAUCGGAGAAGUCAUUCAUAUUCUGCAAAGAACCAUCCAUCAUUUGUAUGACCCUGACGAAUUGCUUAGGGUUGCUUUCGACAAAAUUGGUUCUAUGACUACUAACACAAUCACAAAGGAAAGGAAGAAACAAGAGCCGGCGGUCAUGGCUGAGCUUCACCAAAGGCUGCGGCGACUCAAUAUGUUGAAGACAAAUCAAUAGUUACCUAUUUUUUUUGCAAAUGUGGAGAUGGUACAACAAAGAUCUAUCCCAAUUUGCAAAGACCAAAAGAGUUC